Messenger RNA from Oldenlandia corymbosa var. corymbosa, 2049 nucleotides. The record is from the annotation of a GenBank genome assembly. NCBI's taxonomy places the organism in Eukaryota, Viridiplantae, Streptophyta, Magnoliopsida, Gentianales, Rubiaceae.
AUGUUGUUACUGACAGAUGAAGGGCCGACUAAUUCAGAUGGCCGCUAUUCUCAAGAAAUUUCUUUGAUGUCCGGGGACCAAGUUGCUAAUGAUAAAUCUUGGUCAUUCGAUACUCAUGACUUGAUGUUUGGGCGAACCGUCAGACGAUCAGCAGUCUACAAUGAUACACAUCGACUUGGUGUUGUUUGUUCGGCGAAUCCUUACACACUCAGUCCAGAAGAGUAUGUUGACCAACAAAGCGAAGAUGUCAAAUCUACAAGCAGUGAGGAGGUCGACGAGAAAAUUGAUUGCAGAGACCGGUAUAAUGCAAAACCUCAAGACCAUGGUGAUAACAGCUUUACAGACAACAAAAUUAUGGGUCAUCGAGGUCAAGACCGUUUAACUAUACUCAAGAUCGAUGUAGUUGAAACAAGUGAAAUGAAGCUAUCAUCAAUUGAAGAUGGUUUGAAAGAUAUGGAUACAAGUCUUAAUGAUCAUGGUCACAUUCGGCAUUCUAGCCCUUCCCAUCAGGUUUUGGGUUCCUCACCAUUGGAGCAUGAAGAACAAUGUUGCUUGAAUUCAUCUGGGAUUGAUGUCAUUGCUGCGAGUAAGAUGAAGUUGUCAUCAAUUGAAGGUAACUCAAGGAACGUGUUUCAAAAUCAAAAGAACGAGUCUUCUGAUAAUAGCCGGCAGUCUGGUUUUGUAGCCGACAUAGCUUCAGAUUUUUCAAAUCUCUCUCAACAAGAACAAGGUCGAUUGAUAAUGCUUGAUAGUGAGGAGACUAAAGACACUUCGUCAAUAACUGAUGAAAUGUCAGAGGGGUCAAUCUGCAAUGAUCGGCAGCAUGGGGCAGCCACCGCGACAGCUUCUGUUCCUUCACAGUUUAGUAAACAAGAUAAAAGCAGAUUGACGGCAUUCGGUGUUGAUCAAGCUAAAAUAAGCACGACUACAUCAUUGGCAGUUGGUGAAGUACCCACAGAAUUGAUUUGCAUUGAUAGUGAUCAAACUCCGCAUCUUGAUUCGUCGGCCGAUUCUAUUUCUCUUGAGCAACUAGAUCAAGAACGUUUGAAGACACAAGAUGAGGAACGAGCUAAUGUGUAUAAGAUCAAGUUGUUAGAAGUAGAAAGUGUUCCAAAAAAGGGGGGGAUUGGUGGUAAUAAAAGUCAAGUUCGGCAUACUGAUUCUAGUGGCGAUCGAGCUGAGCAAACGGUUGCUUCUUCACUAGUCAAAAGACGCUCUAAUAAUGCGUGGAUUUAUGACAAGAGAGAGUCCAUGAGGUCCAGCAGCAAAAGGCAUAAAGAUAAGUCCAUGAAAAAUUCUUUUUGUCACGCCGAUAGAGCCACGUCUACAAACUCUUUAUCUGGGGCCGAUUCUCUUUGUGUUGAUGCUGAAUCCGAUGGGAAUCAAGAGGAGAAAUGCAUUGCUUGGCUGGAUUAUGGUGCUGCUGUAAAAUGGAAAUUUGAGUUGAUCGCUGAUCCGAAGAUCCUGAAAUCAUUAGGUGGUCAAGGGAAAAGGCGUUGCACUCGAGCUUAUGCCAAACUUUUUGGAUCUACACCAAAGAGGAUUAGAGCAUUUCAUGUUGAAAAGAUAGUGGUCAAAAAGGAUGUUGGUAUGAAGCCAAAGGUUGAUGCAAAUAGCGAGGGCAACAAAGAUGAUCAUUCAAAGAAGGAUGACAAGUUGGAAAAGGGUCAAGCGGAGUUGAAAUUUGUUAAGCUAGUUGAAGAGAAACAGAUUCAAUCACAGUUAAAAGAUGAUCAGCUGGUUCAUGCGGCAUUAAAUGAAACCAAUGUGGAAUCUACAGUCAACAAAGAAGAGAGCUGCAAGCUGAUUGGUUAUGAUACAGUUUGUAGUUCUGCCAUCUCCAACCCGGUUUUCAUACAGUUUGGCAGUCAGCCCGAGGUAAGAUGCGACCAACCGAUUACUUUUCUAUUGAUUGUGCAAGGUCGAGAUUUGUUAGCAGUAAAUAACAAGGAAGGCGCCAAGGAGGAUGGUUCUGAUACAGUCAGUAAUGCUACCAUGAAAAAUCCAGUUCUUAAGAAGUUUAACAACCAGUUACUGCUACUGCAUUGA